AACGCUACACAACAACUACUCAGCAUGACUGUUUUUUCAUUCGAAGAAAAUACAAACUGUACAAAAAACACUUCGCCAACAAACAGCAGCGACUAUGGAGUGAUUUUAUCAAGAUACUCACCAUACGAACUCCAUAUAAGCAGAUAUGCUAUACCCACAUUUGUCUGUUUAAUUGAAGGGAAAUGCAGAAAUGGCACUUUGACAGACUGGAUUACGGGAGAUUGUAAGUGGACCAAUGAAACCAUCAAAUAUUUUGAGAAUAAUGUAUGUAACAUGACCUGCCUGAAUCCCACAAAGACGUGUCAGGAGGCAAAAUAUGAUUCCAGUUGUAGUGAUAUUAAUGCAGGUGAAGCAAGUAAAAUUAACAACAUUGAGAUCCAUAAUAAAAAUGCAACUUGUUUUAAGUGUGGAAGUCCUUUUCAAGUGGUGAAAGAAGUCUCCUUACCCAAAGGAAUGUCAGAUCAAUUUAAUGCUAAUAAAACAGAAACAGAUGCUGGUGCAGCUGCUGAGGCCAUGAAAAAUCUCUCCAGCAUUCUGUCUUUGAUGGAGAAUUUGACCAUUGCCUCUAUAUCCAUGGGUAACGUUAAAGGGGUUUUAAAGAAAAUUUCUGAAAUCAAGACGUCCUACUUCAUCUACUCUUCAGAAACUGACAUCAGAGUUUUAGAUGAUGUGGGCGCCCUGAAAAAUUACCCCAGUGCUUUCAGUAUUCCAGAGGAUGCCGCUAAGAAAGCGCUCAAGCAAAACACAAAAAACGCUUUUUUGGGUGUGUUCCGCUUUCCCAACAUGACAAAGGAUGCAGAGAACAGUACAGUUUUGAAUGACGAGGUUUAUGCAAUCGAAAUGGGCGCAGAAAUUUCCAAUCUGAGUAACGCCAUCAGCUUGACCUUCAAAACAGAUCAUCAUUCUCUGCACCAGACGGGAACUCCUGUUUGUAAAUCAUGGGAUGGAAACGGACAUCAGCCAAACUGGACAACCGAAGGGUGUAGUACCCUUAUAAAAGGAGAAAAUAUAACAUGUAAAUGUGAACACUUGACUUUCUUCGCUGUGCUCAUGAUCCCUCCAAAUAAAACUCACUCCAUUUCCCAAAAUGACCUCACCGCUCUCACCUACAUCACCUACAUCGGCUGUGGCAUCUCCUUGUUUUUCCUGUCCAUUGGGCUCUUUAUGCACUUCCUCAUGAGGAAAGUGAAGGCCACUGAUUCAGUCCACGUGCUGAUUAAUCUCUUCGUGGCGCUGUUUCUGCUCAACGUGGCCUUCCUGUCAAAUGAGUACGUAGCACGUGCAAAGGACAUCACUGCCUGCAAGGUCAUGGCUGGAUUCAUGCACUACUCCUUGCUAUCCAGUUUCACCUGGUUUGGAGUGGAGGCUUUUCACCUCUGCCUGCAGAUGGCCAAACAUUCAGUCACCAUCAAACAUUACAUCAUCAAGAUCUCUGUGGUUGGCUGGGCUCCUCCUGCUCUUGUUGUCAGUAUCAUUUACGUCUUGGGCAAAUAUGGUGAGCAGACCAUAACAACAGACACAAGCAAUGUAACUAUGUGCUGGAUUUUGGACUCUGAUGUCCACUACUACGUGAACAUCGGUUAUUACUGCUUCAUCUUCAUCUUCACUUUUAGCACAUUCAUUGUUGUGCUGCGAUGGCUCUCCAUGCUGAAGCUGAGCAGGUUGAACAAGGUUGAAAAGGUGCAGCGCUCAAGAACUGCCACUUCGGACAUCACCACCAUCCUGGGCCUCUGCUGUAUGCUGGGACUCAGCUGGAGUUUUGCCUUUUUCAGCUACGGAGCUCUGCGUCUGCCCUCAUACUACAUAUUCACCAUCCUAAACUCCUUCCAAGGAUUCUUCUUGUUCAUAUAUUACUUGAAAUCAAGCAGCCUCUUAGGAGACUCAGCAGCUUCAGAAGAGAGCGACAUGACUGAAGACACCAAUACAGAAAAUCCAUACGAAGACCUGCCAACAGAAGACACCAAAAAAGCCAUCUGACCAUCACCUCUACGUCUGUGGAUUUUAAAUGUCUUAUCUGUCUAUUGAUAUUUUACAUUCAUUUGUAAUAUUAUAGU
Messenger RNA from Sinocyclocheilus grahami, 2054 nucleotides. RefSeq names its product adhesion G protein-coupled receptor G11 (gene adgrg11). Gene Ontology annotation, biological process: cell surface receptor signaling pathway; adenylate cyclase-activating G protein-coupled receptor signaling pathway. NCBI's taxonomy places the organism in Eukaryota, Metazoa, Chordata, Actinopteri, Cypriniformes, Cyprinidae. The transcript has 14 exons. Gene Ontology annotation, molecular function: G protein-coupled receptor activity. The coding region runs from base 25 to 1977 and encodes 650 amino acids. Gene Ontology annotation, cellular component: plasma membrane. The record is from RefSeq and is a predicted model, not a curated record.